AGAUUGUUCGGGCUCGUUAUGGAAAACUCUGGAAGUUUCCACGCCGCUUAUAAAGAAACUAUCUGGGGCGCAGGGGCCUGAGUCCAGACGAAGGACGGACCGAGGACGCGCUUCUGAAGUUCAUUACCAGUCGUUUUAACUUUAACUGCAGCUGUGACUGUAACUAAACAGGCCGCUGGAUGGUCAAGAUGGGUAAAGACUACUACGACAUUUUGGGAAUUAAGAAAGGAGCAUCAGAGGACGAUAUAAAAAAAGCUUAUCGCAAGCAGGCUCUUCGCUUUCACCCCGACAAAAACAAGUCACCUGGAGCCGAGGAGAAAUUCAAAGAAAUCGCCGAAGCUUACGAUGUUUUGAGCGACCCAAAGAAAAAAGACAUAUACGACCGUUUCGGAGAAGAAGGUCUUAAAGGCGGAGGCCCCUCAGGUGGUGGUGGUGGUGGUGGUGGUGGUCCUGAAACCUUCAGCUACACCUUCCAAGGUGACCCUCAUGCCAUCUUUUCAGAGUUCUUCGGUGGACGUAACCCUUUUGAACAGUUUUUUGGUGCACGCAAUGGGGGCACAGACGAGGACAUGGACACUGACGACCCUUUUGCCCGCUUUGGGAUGGGUGGCGGUGGAAUGGGCGGGUUUCCUCGCUCUUUCAGCUCUGGUAUGGGAGGAAUGGGCAGUCACAGUAGCGUUGUAAAGAAACACCAGGACCCGCCUAUAGUUCACGACCUCCGGGUGAGCUUGGAGGAAGUGCUGUCGGGUUGCACAAAGAAAAUGAAGAUCUCUCGCAAAAGGCUGAAUCCUGACAGGCGGACACUAAGAACAGAAGAUAAAAUCCUGGAGGUGCAGAUAAAGAAGGGGUGGAAAGAAGGCACCAAAAUCACAUUUCCUAAAGAGGGAGACGAGACUCCCACAAACAUUCCGGCUGAUGUGGUAUUUGUGCUGAAGGACAAGCCACAUCCGGUGUUCAAACGUGAAGGCUCUGACAUCGUUUACACAGCCAAGAUAUCACUCAGAGAUGCCUUGUGUGGCAGCGCAGUCAACACACCCACAUUGGACGGCAGAAGUUUUACAGUGUCAACAACAGAUAUCGUGCAGCCGGGGAUGAAGCGGCGCAUUAGCGGUGAGGGACUGCCUUAUCCCAAACGCCCAGAUCGUCGCGGUGACCUAAUAGUGGAGUAUGCUGUCAGGUUCCCAGAAAGGCUCAAUCAGAAUGCCCGGGACACCAUCGCUCAGGUCCUCCCACGGUCGUAAACAAGACAAACAGACCUCCAGGACUUAUCACACUAAGCUGCCAACUAUUGUUUUUAUGUCUGUCAUCACAUGGACGUUCAUGUGGAGUUUAUAAAUCACAGCAGACAUAAAGGAGAGACACAUUGGACAAAGUGUCCUUAAUGUAAAUACCACCUUGGCAAAAUGCUUACAGUGAAUGACUGCAGCAUUUCGGAGGCUUCAAUGUAAAUAUGACCAUUAUGGUUUGGUGUUCUGUUUACUUAAUAAGAUUAUAUUUUGAUGAAAGUAAGUGUAUUGUACUAUAUAAAAUAUAUGUGCAAUGUUCUAUGGGUAAUAAAAGCUCUUUCUGAGGAAGAA
Thunnus maccoyii (southern bluefin tuna) is the source of this 1577-nucleotide messenger RNA. RefSeq names its product DnaJ heat shock protein family (Hsp40) member B1b (gene dnajb1b). The record is from RefSeq and is a predicted model, not a curated record. Gene Ontology annotation, cellular component: cytosol. The transcript is spliced from 3 exons. Bases 180 to 1241 code for a protein of 353 amino acids. Gene Ontology annotation, molecular function: Hsp70 protein binding; transcription corepressor activity. NCBI's taxonomy places the organism in Eukaryota, Metazoa, Chordata, Actinopteri, Scombriformes, Scombridae.